Messenger RNA from Prorocentrum cordatum, 3602 nucleotides. The record is from the annotation of a GenBank genome assembly. Lineage: Eukaryota; Dinophyceae; Prorocentrales; Prorocentraceae.
AUGCAGACGGCGGAGGCGGCGCGCAGCAGCCAGUGCAGCGAGGGUGCUCAUGGAGGAGGCACUGCGCUGAGCGAGGUGGAGGGCUCCAGCCACAGCUCCGACUACACCUACCCCGACUACACGGCCGCCGAGCUGCCCCUGGAGAGGUACACGGGCGGCGAGUCGGCGCGGAGGCGCGGGGAGGUGCCGCCAGACUGCUGGAAGCUGCCGAGGAGGGCAGCGGACGCGCAGGGCGGCCUCGUGCACAGAUUCGAGCGCCACGUCUGCGUCGGCGACGACGUCGCCUUCAAAGGCAAGACGGGCAACAUCAGUGCCAUCACGGAGGAUGGCAUCACAGUCAGGUGGCACAACGGAUCACUAUCGCUGCUGGCGGCCGCGGCUGCCACGGACGUGGCCAAGGGCUAUGUCUGGGUGCUGGCGGAUCCCACUGGCCGACACACCAUCGGCACAGAGAUCGACGGCGGCGCGCAGGUGCUGCGGACGCCCAGCGGCCUCGACGACCCCGCGCAUGUGGGCCAGGAGGGCAGUAGCGAGACCAACGAGUCUCAGCACAUGGAGGGCCGCCCGAUUGCGCUCGUGAUGUCCAAGCGCAUGCUGCAGACGGGAGGGGCCCCUCGCCUAUGGCCGCGCAAGUGGAUGCGAGAGAGUGGGAUCGCCGGGGCGGGCCGGGUCGCACAUGAGAUGCGGACCCUCGCGAAGUCCCUCUGGCUUGCGGGAACGGCGGGCCAGGACAACAUCGGCGUCCUACUGUACGUCGAGGCGAUACGUCGGCGCUUGGCGGGCAUCGUGGCGGCCUACGCCAAUCCAACCGAGCCUGCUCGGGACCUGACCCGCUACUACACUGGCCAGACGCUGGCCGCGGACGCAGUCGGCCCCGAGAUGCGCAGCUUCGUGUCCCGGCGGCCAAGGAGGACCGAGAGACCGAUGCUGGCGGGCUGCGUGGAUCUCCGGCCGAGCACGGCGCCAGUGGCUCUGCUGGUGACGGAGCUGACGGCGGAGGUGACGGCGGGGGAGGUCAUGGCGGGGAAGGUCGUGGCGGGGGGGCAAGGCGCAGAGAGCAGCUGGAGAUCGGAGUGGCGAAUGAGGCGAUCAGUGCACUUAAUUGGCUGGCAGGGCAUCGAGCGGGCGAGAUGCCCCUUCCCAUGGAUGAUGCCCAGCGGCAUCUUCGCGAGCGAGUUCGAGGAGGUCGCUACAUACUUGUUGGAUUAUCAAGAGCGCAUGCUGAGGCAAGAUGAAGUCUCGCCCAAGACCGAGCCGCACUUGGACCCCGAAUUAAAGUUCCACCAGAAGGAAUACCAGCGUCUAGUUCGGAUGCUGUUCGACAUCGGCAUGGUCGAUUGGACUAUGAGCCCGAAGUGUCGGAUAGGGUUGUUCUGUGUUCUCAAGAGCGAUGGCAAGUCGCUCCGAUUGAUCGUCGACGCUCGUCGUGUGAACGAGGUUUUUGCUGACCCACUCGGGGUGGGCCUGCUGACGGCCGAGGGCUUCAGCCGAGGCGAGGUGGCGCUGCCGGCCAGCAUGUCGCCACAGCCCCCGGAGGCGGUGGAGUACCUCAGCAAGCUCAGGCUCGUGGCGGGCACGUCGGACGUGGCGAACUGCUUCCAUUGCCUGAGGCUGAGGCCCGAGAUGUCCGCGCAUUUCGGCCUGCCUGCGGCCCCCGUGCACGUCUUCGGGCUCGAGGGGACUGUGACGAGAGGUCGGCGCCUGGGAAGAACCUCGCUGGUGUAUCCAGUGUGGGCUGCGUUGCCGAUGGGGUUCACCUGGAGUCUCUGGUUUGCCCAGCGUAUAAACGAGCUGCAGACCUUGCGAGGCGCCUCUACUCCCCUGGGGGCCCCCCUCCAUGACAGAGGGCCGCCCUUGACGGUGUUGCAGCCAGAGACGGCCGCAGGUCAAGCGCAGCACUACGUGCACGUCGACAACCUCGGGAUCCUGCACACCAGGCGCUACGAGGCCGGGGAGGCCAUCUCGUCUUUGCAGCGACACUUCGCCGAAUUGGGUUUAGUGUUGCACGAGUCCGCGGUGACCGACGAGACGUGCAAGACGCUGGGCGUCGAGCUGCUGGGCGGGGGCCUCCGAUCGCGAGUGGCCUCGGAUCGAUGGCGGUUGAUCCGCCGUGCCAUCGAGGCUCUCCUUCGACGCCCAAAAUGCUCGGGCUGGGCACUGGAGGCGGCGGUCGGUCACUGCACCUUCGCCGGCCUCGCCAGCCGAGGAUGCCUCUCGGUGUGGCACACGGCGUACGCUUUCAUGCACAAGUAUCGCGACGGGGCCGGCUACCUCUGGGACGAGUGCUUGCAGGAGCUUCGUGCGUUCAAGGAGCUCAUGCUGUUCCUGGAGAGCGACAGGACGCGGCCGUGGAACCCGAUGGUCUUCGAGACUGAUAGCUCCGUCGAGGGGAUGGGCAUCGCCAAGGCCAUGUGGGGCCCGGAGGAUGUCUCCGCCGUGGGCCGGGCGUUGGAGCGAUCACGUUUCAAGCGGUCUGGUGGCUGCGGAGCCCGCGAGUCUGCCUUGGAGGCCGCAGGCUUCUGGCGCGACACGUCGGGCAAGUGGCAAGUGUCCGACUCGGACGCAGACCCAAAGCCGAGGGCGCCUGGACGGGGAGAGACGCGCUUGGCCCGCGAGGACUCCCAUGGGAGCCUGGCCUCGCGCCUGAUCCCGCGGGCCGCGCGGGGGGCGAGGCUGGAGCUGUGCCCGCCAGCUCUGCGACCAUCCGCUACAGGGCGCAAGCAGAAGCAGAUGGACGCGGGCUGCUGCAACGAAGUCGACGACAGCGGCAGCACCGCGAGCGAGCAGAGCGGAGGCAAGCGCGCCGUGCCAAAGCGGGCGGCGGCACUGAGGAAGAAAACUCGCCAGCGGCGGUCGAAGUUCCUCUCCGAGACGGUGACCAGAGCCAUGGACGGCGGACUCAACUUCCUCGAUGCCAGCAGCGUCACGAAGCCAGAGCGGGAGCGGUGCGAGAGGGAGGUGAUGGAGUUCACCGACUACUGCGGCCACCCCCCGGCUUGGGCGCUGAGAUCAGCCGCCCAAGUGGACAGGGCGCUCUCCCAGCAUUUCGACUACCAGUUCUUCCAGGGCCACGAGGCGGCCAAAGGGGAGCAGGCCCUAGCGGACCUCAUGUACUCGAGGCCGGAGUUCGGCAAGUGGGGCCCCCAGAAGCUGCCCAAUGCCCGGCGAGCGCUGCGAGGCCGGCGCAAGCGGGCGCCCGCUCGCAGCCGCCGGGCGUGGGCCUUGGGAGUCUGGACCGCCUUGGCGUGGCGCCUGGACGAAGCCCCAGGGCUGCUGAUGUGCGCGUUCCUCUUGCUCUCGCUCAGUGCGCACUGCCACCCCGGGGGGCUCAUGGGAAUGAGGUCGGAGACGGGCCUGGCGGACGUGUGCAUUGCCCUCGACAACGAGUGGGCGCAGUGUCCGACGCCGCUUUGGCCGCUGGCGAUCAAGGGCGAUCCCGACGGCCUCGUGUUCACUUCCGAAUACCCGGCCUACAUGCGCGCCUUCCAGAGCAGCGUCAAGGAGCUAGGCAUGGAGGACAGGAUCUUCCCCUACCAGACGCGUCACAGCGCGCCCUCCAUAGAUGCGUCGAGGGGCUGGCGCGCGGCGGAGGAGGUCCAACG